AGCCCCGCCCCAGGUGUCAGGGGAGCGGAGGAGAGCGAGAAGAAGUCAUUAUUCGAAAACGAAACCUAAGGUUCUUGAGAAGAAAACCUACGUGGAAACAAUUCUCUCGUUAUAAAUAAAACUAAAACGAAUUUAGGAACAAAUAGUCGGACAGACAGAAACCAGAACAAGGAAUGGCCGCUGCUAACGUUUGCUGGUCUGGAGAGAACUUUUCAUGUUCCAUCUGUCUGGAUGAGUUCAGAAGCCCAGUUUCCACACCAUGUGGACACAACUUCUGCAGAAACUGUAUUACAAAGUUCUGGGAUGACCAAGUCCAGUACAAAUGUCCUUUAUGCAACGAGCUUUUCCACACUAGACCUGGUUUACGGGUCAAUACGCUCUUAUCAGAGUUGGCAGCUCAGAUUAAAACGUCUGUUCGAGUAAAAGAGAAGCCUUUUGUUGAUUCAGCAGAAGUUCCCUGUGACGCCUGUACUGGGACCCAGCUGAAGGCUGUGAAGUCCUGCCUAAUGUGUUUAAUCUCUUACUGUCAAACCCACCUUGAGCCACAUCAGAGAGUUGCAGGCCUGAAGAAACAUGUACUAGUCGAACCUAUGGACCGUCUGGAAGACCGGAUGUGUAGGAAACACGACCGACUUCUGGAGCUCUUCUGCCAGACCGAACAGGUGUUUGUGUGUCAGUUCUGCACAGAGGCAGACCACAGGUCCCAUCGUGUUGUUCCUCUGAGGGAGGAAUAUGAAGUGAGGAUGGCCCAGCUGGGGAAGAUAGAGGCUGAAGUUCCGCAGAUGAUCCAGGAGAGAAAACAAAGGAUUAAAGAGAUAAAAGACGAAGUAGAGUUGGGUAAAAAAGACGCAGACAGAGAGUUAGCCGAUGGUAUUCAGGUCAUGACAGAUCUGAUGCGCUGCAUUGAAAAGUGGCAGGAUGAUUUCAACCAAACGGUUCAGGAGAAACUGAAAAUCACUGAGAAACGAUUUGAAGACCUCAUCAAAGAGUUGGAGCAGGAAAUAGAAGAUCUGACCAACAGAAGCGCCGAAGUGAGGCAGCUCUCACACACUAAAGACCACCUCUACUUCCUCCAGGCCUUCAGACCCCUGAUGAAUCCUCCACCCACCAGGGACUGGACGACGGUGGUCCGUCCUCCGUCAUACGAAGGGACCUUGAGGAGAUCCCUGGAUCAGCUGGAGGAGACCCUGAACAUGGAGAUGAAGAAGCGGUGUGAUGCUGCUGAACUGAAGAGGGUCCAGCAGUAUGAAGUAGAUGUGACUCUGGAUCCUGAUACAGCUUAUCCCGGUCUCAUCCUGUCUGCGGAUGGGAAACAAGUACAUGACGGAGGUGUAAGGAAGAAACUCAAAAACAACCCUAAGAGAUUCACAUAUUAUCCCCGUGUUCUCACGAGGCAGAGCUUCUCCUCAGGGAGGUUUUACUUUGAGGUCCAGGUGAAAGACAAGACUGCAUGGCGUUUAGGAGUGGCCAGAGAGUCCAUCGACAGAAAAUGUGCCAUCAAAGUGACCCCUGAGAUGAGUUACUGGACUCUUCACUCCUACGGCGAUGAGAUGGUGUUUAACGAUGACCCUGAUGUUCAUCGCCCUCUGAGAGCUGAGCUCCAGAAGGUGGGGGUGUUUGUGGAUUAUGAUCAGGGCGUGGUAUCCUUCUAUGAUGUGGAGGCCAGGGUUAAUCUCUGCUCCGCUAUUGGCUGCACCUUUAGGGAGCCUCUCUAUCCAAUGCUCAGUCCAGGUUUAAUUGAAGGAGGUGCAAACUCCGCCCCCCUGAUCAUCUCACCUGUCAAUCAAACAGACUAGGAUAAUAAAAUGAAGAAGCAACCGCAUGACUAAGGUUGUUUCCUGAAGGAGAAUGUCUUCUGUGUGAGAUCUGAAAGAAAUGAUAGUUCUUCUGUUAAUUAACUAAUUAAUCAAGAAAAUAACAUAUUAUGAAACAUAACCCAUUAUAAAGGAUCAGAUAACACUAUGUUCAAUGUUUUCUCCUGAAGUUUUGUUUCAAGUUAAAUCCUAUACUAUAAUUGUAAACCAUUUCAAUUAUGUAGAAUAUGUUGGGAGGAACAAUUUUCAUAACAUAAUAAUCUUUUUUAAAAUACUAGUUUAUACUUCUGAAUAACGAAUUAAAUGUUUGUAAACUUUUCUGAUUCAAUAAUAAAUUGCAAAAAAAAUG
Molecule: messenger RNA, 2163 nt
Organism: Gadus morhua (Atlantic cod)
Lineage: Eukaryota; Metazoa; Chordata; Actinopteri; Gadiformes; Gadidae
Product: E3 ubiquitin-protein ligase TRIM21-like
Exons: 2
Coding region: 174-1796 (540 amino acids)
Molecular function (GO): protein binding; zinc ion binding
Source: RefSeq, a predicted model, not a curated record